AUGACAAAGGGAACAUCAUUUGGGAAGCAUUGUGACAAGAUGCACACGAUGUGCUGCUACUGUGGCUCCAAGGCCUGCCACCUGCAGAAGGACACCUGUGCCAAGCACUAGAGAAAGGAUAACUGAAGUGCCAAGGCCAAGAGGAGGAACACAGCCAGGACCAAUCACACGAGGCAACUGAAAAUUGUGUACCUCAGUCUCAGGCAUGGACUUCAUGAGGGAACAAUGCUCAAACCCAACGGAGCAGCUGUUGCAGCAUCUAGUUCAUCUGAAGGAUUUCAGCAAGUUUUGUGA
Messenger RNA from Sorex araneus (European shrew), 294 nucleotides. RefSeq names its product 60S ribosomal protein L37-like. The transcript has a single exon. Gene Ontology annotation, molecular function: structural constituent of ribosome; RNA binding. Lineage: Eukaryota; Metazoa; Chordata; Mammalia; Eulipotyphla; Soricidae. Gene Ontology annotation, biological process: translation. The record is from RefSeq and is a predicted model, not a curated record. Gene Ontology annotation, cellular component: ribosome; cytosolic large ribosomal subunit.